UUACCUGGGGCAUCAAUUCCAUCAGUGUUGGAAUUGCCUUGUCACUCUACAAACAACGACUCAUUCAUCACAUUCACCUCUACCACCAAACGACGCGACUCACAGUCCCCCGACACAUCACAUCUUUCCAGAAAUGUGAUGUCCCUAUCCUUCUCCAUCUCGUCUAAACCCAACAACCCCCGAAUCAGCAUGAGAAGCAUAAGCGAGCCAUAGAAACAGCCACUCACUCAUUUGUACUAUAUGCAACCUUUGCCACUCUCAAAUUCCAUCUUGCAAGUUUUUCAUCCGCCAAAUUCCUGCCAUCAAUUGGCCUCCCGGAUCAUGUCAUUGUAAUUCAAUCAUCAACCCUACGACAAUUCAUUCUCCUUUGUUCAUCCCCGAACAAGGCCAACCUGGCAAGCUUGGAUCCACCCUUGAGCAUGGCCUCCACAGAAAUCCCCCAGCCAUUGGCUGACUAUUUCUGGAUUGCAGGCCUCGACAGCCAGCAAUUGUCCGAUGCAUACUCCCAACAGCGUUGGUCAUACGAGCCUCGUGACAUUUCUAAUGGCGUCGACACCUCAAUUCAGGAAGAGACUACCCCAGACAACGACUCAUCCUCCGUAAUAAAGUCAUCACCUGGAACCAGCAAACACUCACGUCAUGACUCUUAUCAACGCCUCUCUCAACUUUCUGAUGAAGCCAGGUUCAGCAUUCAGAGUCUAGAUGAGUUGACUCGACCCCAAAGCAGCCGGAGCAGUAUCACCAUACGCCCCACGAACGAAUCAAACCUUCCCAGAAGCUCCAGUGGUUUCACCGAGCUCGACUUUGAUAAUGCCAUCCAAAAAUUCACCAAUGACCGUGACGCCUUCUUCCUCGACCUCACUUUUGCCGCUCCCUCUGAACCACAGAAACCGCAGAAACCACCACAGAAACCACACAAACAUACUCCUUCCAGAUCCAGGCCACAGACCCAAGUCAUCGUGGCUUCAGACGACCCAGGUCUAUCGCCCAACCGCAAUUUCGGGAGCAUUCGUCGACAUUUGUCCUUCAAGGAUAUGGCGAGUACCAAACGACAGCCAUCAGUCGCCCGCCAUCUCUCUGUACGAACCUCUCGCAGAAUGAGCAGUUACAAUUCUGUCAUCCCGGAUCCAUCUCCUUUCAAAGCUUCUCCCGAUAAGCAUCCACUAGCUCGGAAAUUUGAGCCUGUCUUACUGGAAAGAUAUCCUAGACCAACUACUGUCGACAGGUUUCCUUCUCGAGUGCCUUUUCCAGACUAUGUCCCCAUGUUUGCAUUUCCAGGUGAUAUCAAAAUUCAAUCUUCCGACACGAGGCCGCGGACCACCUGGCACCAGUUCUCCAUGACUGCUUCCGACAAUUCAAGGCUGUUCGGGGUUCAAGUCACAGUAUGGAUCCCUGUCAGCCCAGAGAUCGCCCUCGAUAUAGAGCGAAAAUGUCAAGAGUGGCAGAAAGACCAUAUGUCCGACGCCGAACGAGAAAUGGCAGCUUCUCUUGCAGAUCGUCUUGCACUCGAAAGUGCUAAACUAUCCAGACUUCUCGUCCAGCUUCCUCAAUUGCCUGAUGGUUCUCACGCGAGAGAGGAACUAGAAGAGGAGAUCAGUGCCGUCGAGGAAAAGAUUGGUGUCAUGUCCGAGAUGUUGAGACCUCUCCGCCAUGGAUCCAAUCAGGCGAUUCCGGGCCUCGCCACAGGAGACACCAAGUUCUGGAUCCCUCGAGCUUAUGGCAUCAUCGGUCGAGACGGCGCUAUGCUCAACUUCUGGAGACAAUGGCUACGUGCUGUGGUCGUCCCAAUGAUGGAUGGUUCUGUCCUUCGUAUACCUCCAAGCUCUCCCAAGACAGGAAUGUGGCAGCCUUUGGAACGUUAUGUCGCAACUCUAUGUCUAGAAGCUCCAGCUCCCAUUUCAUCCAAGACUCAGGUUCAGGUCUCUGUCCGCGAACUGCACAUCUUUGCGAAAAAGGAAGCCAUCAAUGAAUUGCCUGGUAGCAGAACGACUGAUUUAUACCCGCUCUUCAGAACACUGACUAUUCCCAACAUUGUCCUAUUAUUCGAAUACGUUCUGGCAGAAUCUAGAAUUGUACUGCUGUCUAGCCACACUUCCAUGCUUCAGAUGGUUAGCCGGGCCAUUCUGGACUUGAUCUGGCCGCUGGAGUGGACUGGGGUCUAUAUCCCCGUUCUCCCCGCAAGAUUGGUUGGAGCUCUGGACGCACCAUGCCCAUACAUUUGCGGAAUUGACCGAAAGUACGACAAGCACGACCUUCCAGACGACGAUUAUGUGUUAGUCGAUCUGGAUAAGAAUGAGUUGUUGAGCUUUGCCGCACCGCCUCUACUGCCGAAGCAACAAAGACGGAAACUGAUGUCUCUCCUCCAUCAAGCCGCACCCCUGCACCACAGCUUUGGAGUGGUCCCUGGUCCUCCCGCUUAUGCCGUGGAAACAUUCCCAUUCGAUACCUUUGCCGCCGAGAACGAGUCGGUAUUUACAGCCAUCACCAAAUCGACUAAUCUAUCUAAACUCGCUAGUCUCAGCUCCACGGCAUUCGGCCCACAGGCCUCCGCAGACACCAUUCGUCGUGCACCCAUGUUCAACGUGUUCCUCUCUGGAGCGGUCACACGCGGUAAAAGUAACGAUGGCCGACCACAGACAUCCUCGACCAUCCGUCAAUCCAGCCAGACGGGCUCCGACGGCCAGUCACCAAUCAUGGGUAGUUUCGCGCUUCCAUCAAGCUCAGCCAUGUCACGAAACGACUCGGGCUAUGCUCUUCAGACGUCAUUACGAGAAAAGAGAUCAGGCCACUUCGAUUCUAUUUCGAAACGCAGUUUCUCAGGACCACAAACCAUGAUGCGCAAGGCUAGUAUCCCAUUCAUCAAGCACAAUGCCACUCCAUCGAAUGCAUCCUUGUCCGACAUGCGUAAUGGCUCAACGUACGCGGGAUCGGUAUAUGCGCAGUCCACACUAGCGGCAUCGACCAUCAUGCCUGGAAUGGCAGUCCACCCGGCGACCGCCUCUCCCGGUAGCCAUUGGGUCGAAGGCCACUGUCUGGAAUGGAAAGUCGGCCAAGGUCCGUCAACGUGUGUGUUAUGCGAUGAGAAAGCACAGGACGAUUACUACCGAUGCGGUGGAUGUGGGUUCGUGGUUCACGACCGAUGUGCCGCUCAAAUCACCAUCGUAUGCUCAGCCGCCUUCUUCCCAGACCAGAUCCGCGCCGCCUUUGUACGUUGUUUAGCCAGUCUCUUCUACACGUAUCGACGAUUCAUGCAACCAAUGACGCAGACAUCUUCAUCCACACCGCGUGGCAAGAAACCUGCUGCUGCCGCCAACAAAUCCCUCUAUCGAUUCGAUCGCGACGGCUUUAUCAAGUCCCUCCCCGCCGACCACGCCGAAUACAUGGACAUGCUGCACCAGACACAAGCGUGGAACGAAUUCAUCAUGGACCGAGAAGAGAACCCACCUACCACGCCGUCAAUUGCUCUGUUCGACGCCAUCAUUACUGCCAAACGUGGCCGUGCUGGUCUACUCCGUUCCUCUUUACCGGGUAUUGGCCUCGGCCGCAAGAGUUUUGCUUCUCGCUCCGUCUCAGCGGCAGGUCUUGGCGGUGGUCGUCCUGAUAUUCUAUCUGAUACAUCAACUCAUCAGUGGCGGAUUAUCAAUGUUCCCGGCAGUUCGGAACGUUUAGAUCUGGGAGCUGCUGCUAAAGGUCGUGAUUAUCGCGAUAUUGUCACCAGAACACCAGCCAAACUCGAGGAGGGUCUUUUCAAACAAAAGGAAAAGGUGCCGGAGAUUCCGACCUCCAAUAACAACACCCCCAGAAACCCACGGCUUAGCUCGUUGAAUGCCAGAUUCAAUGGGCUGGGCAUGAAUGCGCCGUAGCGUGUCAAGUCUUUGAUGAAAAUGUCAGAUUAAACUAGAGGAUACAGUCAACGGUUAACAGUCGACGACCUGCUCAUCAUAAUCACUAUCAUCGGAUGCCUGGUCUACAACACUGUAUUCUAUCAAGUAUGUGCUUGGCUUUCAUCCAUCCAGCCAUCAAUCAAUCAACCUCUCCGGCGUGUCAAGAGGUUACCCGUGCUCAAAGAUCCCUUCUCACCCAUAGACGUCCUCCACUGAAUGGCCAACUGACCCAGAACAGCUCUCCCAUCUCUCCUCAAACUGGCUUUCAGCUCUUCCAAACCAUUGGUCUCUCCCUGAACCUGCUGCACCACAAAAGCGACCUGCAUGACAUCUCGUGGAUUCAGGAUCGGGUUGUCAACGUCUGCUCCCUCAUGCUGCUCAGCAUCCCAAUUCAACGAGGUGGAUUUGAACGGCGAUUUCGUCUGCAGUUUUGCGUCUUCCAAGACAAUCGUCGAGUCCGACACAUUUUCGAGCUGCGCCUCCAGAGCAUACCUCAACAACGGCAGUCUUCCAUACGGACCAUGCGACUUGUCGGGAACCUCCCGCGGUGCCAACUCAGUGGCUUUGGUGCGCACACUGAUACACGGCUGGGCCAGGAACUGGUAUAAUUUCCGAAACGAACGAGCUCGUCCACUUGUCGCCGAUCCAUCACCACUCGUCGUCUCGGUGUAUGACAGAUUGACCGCCAAGACAUGGUUGCCUUCCUCCUUGAGAUCAUACCGGAUAAUCCGCUGCAGACUCUCACCAGGCAUCGUUUCCUCCGAGAAAUCCAGCCCAUCAGCCGCUUCCAACUCCAACGGAACCGAUUGAGUAGGCGUCUGCAUCUCAGCUAGGAUUUUUGUCCCCGUGGCUGUCUUGGUUGUGGUCGAUCCAGGGAUCAAUUCAUUGUUCGCGCAUAACGCACAAGAAAAUGUUUCUCCGACGUGAGCGGAGCCAAAUGAAGGCGGUAAUGAGAGAUUGUUAGAUAAUGCAAACUCAGGAUCCGAGGUUUCGGAUGGAUAUGCUAGUGAUGCGGUGUGGGGGAUCCGGAUGUCGCUGUCGCGCGGUAAUGCAUGCU
Exophiala mesophila is the source of this 4941-nucleotide messenger RNA. RefSeq lists its product as uncharacterized. Bases 420 to 3863 code for a protein of 1147 amino acids. Gene Ontology annotation, biological process: regulation of Rab protein signal transduction. The record is from RefSeq and is a predicted model, not a curated record. Gene Ontology annotation, cellular component: cytoplasmic vesicle. Lineage: Eukaryota; Fungi; Ascomycota; Eurotiomycetes; Chaetothyriales; Herpotrichiellaceae. The transcript has a single exon.